Funneliformis mosseae is the source of this 174-nucleotide messenger RNA. Lineage: Eukaryota; Fungi; Glomeromycota; Glomeromycetes; Glomerales; Glomeraceae. The record is from the annotation of a GenBank genome assembly.
AUGGACGGAUCAAUUCAUCAAAACAAGGAUAUUUUUGUAAAGAGAGGUAAAGCAUUAGAAGAUGCUUAUAUUAAACAAAAGGAACAAGAAAAAUUACAAGAAUUGAUUAAAAAGCAAAAAGAAAAACAAGAAAAUAACGGCAACAAAGUUGGCAGAGAAGAAAAAGAUAAAUAG